AGUCAGUAAAAUGAGUUAUUUCUUACUCACUCCGGCCAAAUUAAAUUAAUUGUUACUAUUUACAUGAUCAAUUUUUUUUUCUCUAUUCUUGUUACGUAUUUUAUAAAAUAAUAUAUUCGUGUCAUAUCUAAUUCCAUAGAGUUUUUGAUAUACUUUUUUAUUAUGUAAAGUUUAUUUUUUAAUUUUACUACAUUUUCUUAGUAAUAAAUUAAAUUAAAAAUAAUGUUGGGAUGGGCCGGUGAAUAAUGAGGGUGGAAGUACUCCAUAUCUUCAAAAAAAAAGAAAAGUGUCCGUCCCGGGUGUAGCAACAGGGAAUGAGCAUAUUGAACGGCGGCAAUGGGAGUUUUUGGGGAAUGGGAUCUCCCCAUUCCCGGGACUGGAAUCGAAGAAGAAGAGGCGGAGGAGGAGAGAAGGACGUCCGGAACGGAGAAUCCGGCGCCGCCGGCUCCAACUCCCUCGAUGCGACUCACGGCGCCGGCUACCGCUUCCCCUCCAAACAAGCCUUCACUGCCGGAUCUCUCGCUCUCACCGGAGACACCGUCGCUCAGCUCCGAGAUCGGUGGGUGAGGAGCAAGGACGUUCUUCCGAAACAUCCGCAGUUGCAGGAUGUCGCGGGAGUUCUGCUUUCUGAGCAUGAUUGGCUCCGAGCUCUCCGGAUGACUUCAUAUGGGUUCUUGCUAUAUGGACCUGCUACGUUUUCGUGGUACAAGUAUCUUGAUCAUUGCAUGCCGAAGCCAUCAGCUCAGAAUUUGUUCAUGAAGGUUUUGCUUAAUCAAGUUGUUCUCGGUCCAUGUGUGAUUGCGGUUGUUUUUGCAUGGAACAAUUUAUGGUUAGGGAAACUCUCCGAGCUUCCGAAUAAGUAUCGCAGAGACGCCCUUCCCACUCUUCUUUUUGGAUUUAGGUUCUGGAUCCCUGUCAGUGUUUUGAACUUCUGGGCAGUCCCUCUUCAAGCUCGAGUUGCUUUCAUGUCGAUGGCCUCUAUAUUCUGGAACUGCUGCUUGUCUGCAACUAUGAACAAGAAGUAGAAGAGACCAUCUGGUGGUCCUCUACUCGGCAUCGUCUUUGUAGGUACCCUUUUCUGUGGCCUCGGAGAGCAAAUCAAUUAGAGGUCUUUCUAACUGGGGGUGAGAUAGGCAAUGACCGAUAAUACGGAGUAUUUGGUUAGCGUGAUAUCUGCGACUUGAACGAGGUUGGAAUUUUUUGAACUUUGGAUCUUUGGCUAAGAUUUAUCAAUAUAUGACGCACUUAUUAUAUGUUUUUUAAGAUUCAGGGUGCUAAAAAAUUGGGGCCCUAGGUUCAUAAAUGCCCCCCCCCCCCCAAAGAGUAUCUAAAUCAAUAUUUUAAGAAGUGGUAAAGCUAGACCUUCGCGUGAAUGAUACCAUUGCAGGUAUGAUACAUGAUAUGGCGCAAUGGCGACGUUUGAUCCAUGUAGCCGACCCCACCUUGUGGGAUAAGACUUUAUUGUUGUUGU
Molecule: messenger RNA, 1471 nt
Organism: Cuscuta campestris
Lineage: Eukaryota; Viridiplantae; Streptophyta; Magnoliopsida; Solanales; Convolvulaceae
Source: the annotation of a GenBank genome assembly